Molecule: messenger RNA, 5649 nt
Organism: Epinephelus moara (kelp grouper)
Lineage: Eukaryota; Metazoa; Chordata; Actinopteri; Perciformes; Serranidae
Product: 12-(S)-hydroxy-5,8,10,14-eicosatetraenoic acid receptor-like
Exons: 3
Coding region: 369-1394 (341 amino acids)
Biological process (GO): G protein-coupled receptor signaling pathway
Cellular component (GO): membrane
Molecular function (GO): G protein-coupled receptor activity
Source: RefSeq, a predicted model, not a curated record
ACACACUCACUGAGACAGGGUGUUUUCUCUCCUCUAUAUUCAGCGCUUUUUUUUUCCUUUUCAGUUCAUGCUGUCUCCUCAGCAUGUUUUGGCACAGCCAGCCAGGUCAUGAUAGAGCUCCAGAAUCACUGUAAGGCUCUCAGAAGGGGACUGUUGAAUUUGACGGAUCAGAGUGAGAAGGGGAAUCGGUGCCUGAGGAGAGAAGAUUCCGAGUCAGAGGCAGCUACAACCACCUCCAAAACGAAGGAUUUAACUUUGUGAUGCCUGCCUGGAAACACUUUUAACCCUUAUCCUUCCUACUGCUUUUGUAUUACAUUAAAUAGGACUACUUUGACUACUGUAAAAGUAGUGCUACUUUCAAGACGGUUAUGUUCAGCCAGCGAAACAUGUCUACAAAUUCAACGAUUGACCACUGCAAAGCACCCAAUAAUGUCACAUACCAAAUCCUCUCCUGGGUGAUGGCUGGAGAGUUCGUGCUGGGUCUGCCGCUCAACCUGUCGGUCCUCUACAUCUUCAUCUUCAGGUUCAAAUUCUGGAAGAACAAAAGUGUCUUCCUGUUCAAUAUUGUGGUUGCAGACUUCUUGCUGGUGGCGUGUCUUCCUGCCAAGGUCUACCAUUACUAUCAUGGCCAGAGACGCAGCCCGAAUAAAGUGCUGUGCAAGACAAUGCUGUUUAUGCUGUUUCUCAACCGAGGGGCCAGCAUCGCCUUCCUCAUCACCCUCUCCCUCGACCGCUACUUCAACGUGGUACAUCUUGGGAGGAAGAAUUUUGUCAAGGUGCUGAAGAAAAGUCCUCAGAUCUCCAUCAUCAUAUGGCUCCUCUUGCUGCCCCUGACCAUCCCCACUAUGGUUAACACCUUUGAGUGUUGCAACAGCCACGGCCGCAAAGUCGAGACUUUUUCUCAUGAUGUGACAGACACCUUCAGAGAGGUGGUCUAUUUCACCCAGAUCAUCAUCCCCUUCAUUAUCCUCAUCUACUGCACGGUGCGCAUUGUCCACCGGCUGAGGAGGAAGACAGUCGGGGAAAAGACAAAACUGAGGAGAGCUGUGUGCGUGGUCAUGUCUGUUGUCGUUGUCUUCUCCAUCUGUUUCCUGCCCAGCACCAUAGCCAGAGCAGUGCUGCUGGGUGUCAGGCUGAAGGAAAUGCAGACCACAGAGGACGUCGUGGUGCAGGUCUACGACAGCCUCAUGGUUUUGUCUUAUAUUGACUGCCUGCUGGACCCGCUGGUCUACUGCUUCUGCCACUCAGGGUUUAAAGAUGCUUACGUAUCCGUCUUCUGUCCCUCGUGUCUUCAGAAGAAACUGAAAAAUACUGACUUUGGUUUAGGAACGACGACGACGACGCUUUCGCAUUCUGGAGGCAGAAAAAUUUCGAUGCCGAUAUUAGAGACAUGAUUGGCUCACCCACUUUCAGCUAACCUGAAAGAUUAGACUUUGCUCUGAAAGUGUUGACUGGAGUCCGCCCAUUGCCCCGCCUCCACCACAGAGUAACUCAUCUGUGGGUUUAACUAUCAUCUGAUCAAAAAAGCACUGAUAUAAAUGCAACUUGUGCUCGUGCUGGAGCUGUGUUUGGUUUUUUUGGGCGCAGAUGUUCCACUCUGUAUGUAUGCAUGCUUCUUUAUGUGUCAUCUGCUGAAAUAUUUCGCAUUGUAAUUCCCUUAAGUUUUUAAUAUCCUUCUGUUAGAGUUAGAGAGACUGUCUUUCAAACAUUUCAAGAACAAGUCAUUGCGAGUUAAAGUUUAAUGCUUUCGAUUGUUCACUGCACAUAAAUAACAGAAGAUAGGCGCAACAAAACAAAGUAGUCAGAGAACAAGUCAGGGAGGUGCCAGUUAACACUGAAUAGAUGUAUAUACAGUCCUGUGGAAAUGGUUGGUCGGGGCUUUCAGUACAUUAACAGGGACUAGAAGUAGGAAUCUCCACGCACCUCGCAAUUCUGUUCCAAGGAUUCAAUUUAUUUUCCCUGUGUGUCUACUUGCUACUGUUAAAACAUAGUGUAUUUGUAAUGCUCCAUUAUUACAUUUAAACAGAUGAAUUUACUUACAAUAUCUUUUAUCAAUACAAGAUAAUGCAGCUUGUAUUAAGCUGUAGUAAUACUGCUUUUAAGCCAGACUGUGCCGGACGUAUUGUAUCCAUCUGCGGUUGCUCAAGCUCAGUCCUUCUGACCAAACCUAAAGAACUAGCCUAGCUGUGAACGCAAACACAACGCACUUGUUUUAUGUCUAUUACUAUUCACCGGCCAUUUGGUUUAGUCAGAAGGAUGGCACAGCCAGGCCUUGCAAAAUUGUUACAGGUGAUCAUAAUGCCAAGAGUUGGGUUUUAAAUUUCCGGUUAUUGACUUUCCUGCACUGAGACUUGCAAUAAGGACACAAAAUGAGUAGCAUCCACUUGUAAAAUGCUAGUAAAAUAUGCCAGUGGUUGCUAGAUUUGCUUCACUCACCAGCUAAAAAUUUGCACCCUGAUUGCGAUGCAUCUACAUCUGCGCCUCCAGCCAUUUAAAAGAGGGUAAGGCGGCAGAGGGAAAGCUGUCUCCAACAAGGAGGUAGAGAUAUGAAGCAAUUGCUGCACAAGUGCACGUUCGCAGAUUCGUCUCUGCUGUGCUGAGUUCACUGUGUUGAGCUUCUGGUAGUUGCCGCCUGGAUUAGGCCGAUCAGAUAGAGGGCAUCACAGAGGCAGAAAGGAGACAAGAUGGAGGAGAUGAUAAUGUUGGUGUCUGAAUACCCGGAGUUACGGUGCUAGAAACUUGUAAGGAUAACCAGAAGAAAAACUGGGCCUGGGUUAGCAUUUGCACCAAACGUCAGGUGACUGGUAAAUUGUCCAAAUAUGUAGAAAUUUUCUUGACAUGUAAAAUAUUGAAAUACUGUCUGACUGGUCCACUCAUACAGUAUGGCUUCAUAUUAUGCGUCUGCUGCCUGAUUUAAUGUAAAAUGCUGCAUGCUUUAAAUACUACAACUUAAAUAUAUAUAUUUUUAUAUCAUUUUUUUACUUUAAUGUAUUAAGGCAUUUUAAAUUAUUAGGAUUUCAUUUAAACCAGGUGUUCAGAUGAUACAGCAUUUCCUUUGUGAUUAAAUUUUACUGUGUAUGAUGGCUGCUGCAAGAACUGCAAAGUAGUACAGUACAGUAUAGACUGUACAGUGUUUGCAGAGCUCUCAUUCAUCACUCAGGAAACGCUAUAUCUCUAAGUUUAUCACCAGUACCUCAAACCAGUUGUACCUGUCCUCACUGUGAGACAUAUUGUGAACUUCAACCUGUUUUCUACCAUUAAUCAAAGAUGUAUAUAAACAUUUCAAUACCUCACAGUUGCUCCUUGCAGUUUUUGGAAGGCAUUUUGUUUUAGGGUUGUAUUCAUACUUCCCACCUACAAAUGUUAUGUAACUAAUUAUUCAUGUUGCUGCCUCUUAUGACGAGAGUAAACUGGCGUGUGUACAUUCUGGUGUUUAAAGGAGGUUAAAAAAUGAUGUCCAACAGUGUGGACUGCAGAAACCUGGGAGGAAACUGUCCUCAUUCACACUGUAAACAAUUCUGCAACAUUGAUUAUCAAAAUUGAAUCAUUUGUAUAAGACUGAACUACUAACUGCAGGUCUCUGUAUAUUGUUGCUGUAAAUAAACAGAGCACAGAUGAUACGGUUACCACAAGUGCACCGUGGUAGUUUUACAGAGUCUGAAAGAGAGGGGUGUUGUACUUUCCCAGCAAAACAUGACCGAAAGAUGGAGACAUCUGAUAGCUACAAGAUGUGCAAUGCACAAACAUGCAAAGCUCUUUUUGUAAAACCACAUUCCUCUUUUUCUAAUGGCGUAACGUUACGCCAAACAAGCACAAAAAGCGACACAUAUCCUAAUCCCCUAUCCAAAUCCCUUUUGUACCCUCCUACAUCAGUUGCAAAUUCCAAAAAAAUCCAGUCACACUUUAACCCUGAAGUAAUCUGCAAUAGGUCAAUUAUACCUCCAUUUCUGUGUGUCUUGUGUCUGAGACUCAGUGUAUUAGCCCCUCUUUUUAACCCUUUUUUUCUAUUAUGUCUGAAGCAUUUCGAGAUGUGUGUUCUUUGCUGUGGGCAGGCUGUGUAGAUGUUGCAACAGGAGAGCUGGUGGUGGCUGUCAAGUUGAGGCUCGCAGCCUCAGAGCAGGAACAUUACAGCAGCAAAAACAACAACAGAGAGCAUAAGUACGAAAACAAAGAUAAACAAACCCUGAAUCCAGAAAAACACUGAACAUCAGUGUUAUUGCUGCCACCUUCUUUGCAGAUUGGCUCCACGCCCUGUCUGCUUUUUAAAAGCCUGUAAUGGCUUAAUGUCUCAGAGUGAAUGCAGUAUUAAGGAAUUUAGCUCAUAAAGACAAAUGACGUGUUGAGUUGGAAACCUGAUGAAUUUAGGGCAAGGAGAGAAAGGGUAACAACAGACUUCAUGUUGUUGUUUUAAUUAGACAGUUCCAUCUUCAUUAUGGGCACUGGCCAAACUAAAAGAUCACAAUACACAUCAAACACACUCCUCCCAAAUAUGGUUCCUGUGGUUUUAGGUAGUUUUUUUUACACGCUGUGUGUGUUCAAGUGUUUAUUUUUCUGAUAAGUUUGGUUAUAACUAGUCAUUUGAUGCUGUAAAAAGUGGGUUUGAUGUCAUGAUUGCAGGAAGAAGGGGAGAUGCGUUGUCUAUUUUAUGCACAGUCAUUGCUUCCUACACAGUAUUUAGUGCCAAUGUACAUGCCUUAACUAAGAAAAGGCUCAAAUGCAAAGACCAUUCUCGAGAUUUAACAAAUCAAUAUUGGAUCAUUCAAACAAAAAACGCAAUUUAUCAGAAAAUCGACUUCUUAAUCCAGCCUUAAACGGGAGGGUGUCCUUUCCCAACACUGACCUGUUCCUAGUAGUGCCAGCAGGCUACUGUGUUCCUGUAGCACCUUGCGGAUCUGCUCAAUUUGCCGCUGAACCACUUCACAUGGAUGAUCUGGUGCCUGCCAACACAUAAACAUUAACAGCUAGACCAGUAGAAGAAAACAGAACAUGUUCCAAUAACUGUGGGAGGCAGAUACUUCAGGAGAAGCAAUAAUCUGAUGUUCUACUGCUAUCUAGUGGCAAGACAAGAGCUAGUACAAGUGGGCAUGCCUGAUUACUUGAACAGUAUUGAGUAAAAUAUAUUCCCAACAAAUAUCAUUUAUCAAAAGGAAAAUGCUCAAUCGGAUUGGGAUCUGGGGAAUUUGGGGGUCAGUUUGACACCUUGAGCUCUUUGUCAUGUUCCUCGGGCCAUUCCUGAGCCGUUUUUUGUGGUGUAGCAUGAUGCAUUGUCCUGCUGGGAGGGCACUGCAAUCAGGGAGUGCCCUUGCCAUGAUGAGGUGGAGGGUGUGGUCUUAAACGGUGUUUGGACUUGUGGUGCAUGUCAAGUGGCAUCCAAAGGAAUGCCAGGACCCAGGGUCUCCCAGCAGAUCAUUGCAUUGUAAUGAGAUAAUCAAUGUUAUUCAAUUCACCUGUCACUGGUUUUAAUGUUGUGACUGAUCGGUGUGUAAAUAUAUGUUCAGUGAUGGACUCCUGUGGAUGUACAAAUGAUGAACAUGCACAAAAAGAAAGCAAAGGCCAGUCUACACAGAUCGACCAGAAUCUGCACACAAGAACCUGCUGUGAUAAUAUGCCUGUGAAUUCAUGCAUGCUGACACCAAAAUAAACUUGAGA